Molecule: messenger RNA, 886 nt
Organism: Nematolebias whitei (Rio pearlfish)
Lineage: Eukaryota; Metazoa; Chordata; Actinopteri; Cyprinodontiformes; Rivulidae
Gene: ctrb.3
Product: chymotrypsinogen B, tandem duplicate 3
Biological process (GO): proteolysis
Molecular function (GO): serine-type endopeptidase activity
Source: RefSeq, a predicted model, not a curated record
AUGGCUUUCCUCUGGAUCCUCUCCUGCCUCGCCUUCGUUGGCGCUGCUUACGGCUGUGGUGUCCCCACCACCCCCCAGGUGACCGGCCACGCCCGCAUAGUGAACGGUGAGGAGGCGGUGCCUCACUCCUGGCCCUGGCAGGUGUCUCUGCAGCAAUCCAACGGCUUCCACUUCUGUGGGGGCUCUCUGAUCAACGACAACUGGGUGGUGACGGCCGCUCACUGCAACGUCAGGACCACUCACAAAGUGAUCGCUGGAGAGCACAACAAAGGCUUUGGAUCCAGUGAGGCUGUCCAGGAGCUGAAACCUACCAAGGUGUUCACCCACCCUGGCUGGAACCCCUACACCAUCAACAACGACAUUGCUCUCAUUAAGCUGGCCAGCCCAGCCAGCCUGGGUGAAACCGUAUCCCCCGUCUGCCUCGCAGAGUCCUCCGACCUCUUUGAACCCGGCAGGACCUGUGUGACCUCAGGCUGGGGUCUGACCCACCACACUGCUCCCAACACUCCCAACAACCUGCAGCAGGCUGCCCUGCCCCUGCUGUCCAACGAGCAGUGCAAGAAGCACUGGGGCAGCAACAUUUCUGACGUCAUGAUCUGUGCCGGCGGAGCUGGAGCCACUUCCUGCAUGGGCGACUCUGGUGGUCCAUUGGUCUGUGAGGAGGACAAUGUCUGGACCCUGGUUGGUAUUGUGUCCUGGGGGAGCAGCAGCUGCUCCACCACCACCCCGGCUGUCUAUGCUCGUGUCACUGAGCUGAGAGGUUGGGUCGACCAGAUCCUCGCUGCCAACUAAACACUCAGCAGAGGGGACUAAACAGACAAAUAUCCAUUUUAUAUUUUAUACUUGUGUUUCCAGUCCAGGUCUCGAGGGAGAUGAUGCCUCUCUC